CGCGCCCGAAGAUAAGGCGGUAGGUGGUGGUGGUGGUGGUGACACCGCUUCGGUGGCGACGAUAUGCUGAUGCGCGCCUACUUCCUCUCCGCCCCUCCCAAGUUCUCUCAGAAGCCCACUCCUCUUUCGUCAUCUCGCUUCCCCAGGAGCGCAAGCGCGAGGAAAAGAGCCGUAACACUCGCCACUUCUGCGGCCAUGUCCGACGGUCCCGCCCCCGUCGUCCUCGUAACUGGAGCCGGUGGCAGAACAGGUCAAAUUGUUUACAAGAAAUUGAAAGAAAGAUCAGACCAGUUUGUCGCUAGAGGCUUAGUUAGGACAGCAGAAAGCAAAGAAAAAAUUGGAGGUGCUGAUGAUGUAUUUGUGGGUGACAUAAGGAAUGCUGAAAGUAUCAUUCCUGCUGUUCAAGGUAUUGAUGCACUCAUCAUUCUUACCAGUGCUGUGCCAAAGAUGAAGCCAGGAUUUGACCCAAGUAAAGGUGAACGACCUGAGUUUUAUUUUGAAGAUGGAUCAUAUCCUGAGCAGGUCGAUUGGAUUGGUCAGAAGAAUCAAAUUGAUGCUGCUAGAGCUGUUGGUGUCAAGCAGAUUGUUUUGGUUGGUUCUAUGGGUGGAACAGAUAUCAAUCACCCGUUGAACAACAUUGGGAAUGGGAAGAUACUGAUCUGGAAAAGGAAAGCUGAACAGUAUUUAGCAGACUCUGGAAUACCAUACACAAUCAUAAGGGCAGGAGGCUUACAGGAUAAAGAUGGGGGCGUGCGAGAACUACUUGUAGGCAAGGAUGACGAGCUUCUCAAGACGGAAACUAGAACAAUUGCUAGGCCUGAUGUUGCAGAGGUUUGCAUCCAGGCUCUGCAGUUCGAGGAGGCCAAAUUCAAGGCAUUUGAUCUGGCAUCGAAACCAGAAGGCACGGGUACGCCGACAACUGAUUUCAAGGCACUGUUCUCCCAAGUCACCACUCGUUUCUGAUGUCCAUCAUCUGCAUAUUUGUUUUUUGGAUUUCGCGGAAGAUCGAAGGAACAGUUUUGUGUUGGCUUGAGUUCGUUUAGGACGUAUGAGGCGACAGCUCCACUGUUGUAUCUAUCAUAUAAAACUUCAGUGCAUCUAUGUGUUCGCGUCA
Messenger RNA from Musa acuminata AAA Group (dessert banana), 1114 nucleotides. RefSeq lists its product as uncharacterized. Gene Ontology annotation, molecular function: oxidoreductase activity. The transcript is spliced from 7 exons. Gene Ontology annotation, cellular component: chloroplast. NCBI's taxonomy places the organism in Eukaryota, Viridiplantae, Streptophyta, Magnoliopsida, Zingiberales, Musaceae. The record is from RefSeq and is a predicted model, not a curated record. The coding region runs from base 64 to 963 and encodes 299 amino acids.